Messenger RNA from Fusarium pseudograminearum CS3096, 1461 nucleotides. RefSeq lists its product as uncharacterized. The transcript is spliced from 2 exons. Gene Ontology annotation, cellular component: periplasmic space. The record is from RefSeq and is a predicted model, not a curated record. NCBI's taxonomy places the organism in Eukaryota, Fungi, Ascomycota, Sordariomycetes, Hypocreales, Nectriaceae. The coding region runs from base 1 to 1461 and encodes 486 amino acids. Gene Ontology annotation, molecular function: lyase activity.
AUGGUGCUGGUUCACUUCUUCUUGAUUUGUUGUCUUUCUACAUUGGGUUUCGCUUUCACGCACCCAGGUCUCCUUGUUUCUCAAUCGGACAUUGAUCGUAUCCAGACAAAGCUUGCUGCCAAGAAAGAGCCUUGGACUGCGUCUUGGGAAAAGCUGACCAGCAUUCCAUUCGGCAAGGCGGACUACAAAAACAAUGCAGUCUAUGAGGUUAAUCGAGCCCAGAAUGGAGACACGUUGUGGCACGAUGCCGCAGCGGCGUUCAAUCUUGGCUUGCGCUGGAAGGUAUCUAGAGAUGAGAAAUUUGCAGAAGCUGCAUCAGAUAUCCUCGUUGCCUGGGCAGACAAGUUAAAGGUGCUCAGCGGUGGCGACGACGCCUAUCUUACUGCAGGUCUGCAGGGAUAUGAGCUUGCCAACGCUGUCGAACUGCUCCAUGACUACGGGCCUUUUGUCGAAUCGGGUAGGCCAAAGGUCAUUCAGUUGUUGAACGAAUUGUUUCUGCCAAUGAAUCUCGAUUUCCUUAACCAAGUUCUUGGAUCACAGCACAAUGUGAGACAUUUCUUUGCCAACUGGGAACAGUGCAAUAUUGCUUCCGCACUUGCUAUCGCAGUGGUCAGCGAGAAUCAGACGACUUGGGAUUUCGCCAUCGAUUACUUUAAGCAUGGUGUCGGCAACGGGAACAUCAACAACGCCAUUUCGAACAUCGUGGAGGAGCCGGGCACUGGCAAGCUACUUGGACAAGGACAGGAAUCUGGCCGAGAUCAAGGUCAUUCGAGCAUGAACUUCCAGCUUUUGGGAGCAAUUGGACAGCAGGCAUGGAACCAAGGCGAAGACCUGUUCGCUUACAACAACAGCCGUAUUCUACUCGGUGCCGAGUACUUUGCCCGCUAUAACCUGGGAAAUGAUGUCCCAUUCGAGCCAUACACAAACGGAAUCGUCUCCUUCGAUGUCAUAAGCGAUGCCUCUCGUGGCGCAGUCCGACCAGCAUGGGAGUUGCUUUACAGUCACUAUGUCCAGCUCAAAGGCUUUGAGGCCCCUUGGACUACUGCUUACCUGAACAACAGCUUGGAAUCUUUCGGUGGAUUCGAGGGUGGAGCUGGUUCCUGGGGAGAAGGUUCGGGUCACUAUGAUGGACUCGGUUGGGGCUCUCUUCUCUAUCGCUUGGAAGAAUCCGAUGUCCGGGCUAUCAAGUCAUCUGCAACCACUUCGAUUGCUCCGUCCACCACCCACAAGUCAGUAUCUCAAACCGCUGCCAUUGUUGUAUCCAAGCCCACUAUUCUAAACGAAGGAUAUCCCCCAAUUUCCGCUACACAUGCGCCAACAAAAACGAAUGCAGCAGAGAUCCCGCCUGUUUCACCACCUAAGGCUGAAGGAUCCCAUCAUCACACUCAUAAGACUAAGGGGUCCCAUCAUCAUCAUCAUCAUACCCAUAAGCCUAAAACAGGAUGCCGUGCGACACAGUAG